AUGGUUCCAAGUGUUUGGCUUCUCGCUUUGAUAAGAAAUUAUGUAUCACCCCAUUAUCGACCAUCACCUUUGUGA
Spirodela intermedia is the source of this 75-nucleotide messenger RNA. Lineage: Eukaryota; Viridiplantae; Streptophyta; Magnoliopsida; Alismatales; Araceae. The record is from the annotation of a GenBank genome assembly.